This is a messenger RNA of Talaromyces amestolkiae, 4416 nucleotides long. RefSeq lists its product as uncharacterized. The transcript has 3 exons. NCBI's taxonomy places the organism in Eukaryota, Fungi, Ascomycota, Eurotiomycetes, Eurotiales, Trichocomaceae. The record is from RefSeq and is a predicted model, not a curated record. The coding region runs from base 1 to 4416 and encodes 1471 amino acids.
AUGGCACAGAAACUGGUCAAAAUGCCCACUGCCCAUGGGCAUACUGCGGGCAUAUUUGCAGACAUGUCUGUUGAUGGUCCCCAAAUCGGCACAUUGGUGGUCAUUUUCGACCGAGCGAAGAAUCUACCCAAUCGAAAGACCAUUGGCAAACAAAAUCCCUACGUUGCCGCACGAUUAGGAAAGGAAGCGAAGAAGACAGACACUGACAUGAGAGGUGGUCAAACUCCACGAUGGGACCAGGAAAUCCGAUAUACCGUUCACGAAUCGCCGGAUUACCUCCAAUUGAAAGUUUCUGUUUUCAACGAUGACAAGAAAACGGACUUGAUCGGAGAAACUUGGGUGGAUCUCAGCUCAGUGAUCAUCCCUGGCGGAGGACAGAGCGAUUCAUGGCACGAAUUGAGAUUCAGGAACAAGUAUGCAGGCGACAUCAGGCUCGAGAUGACAUACUACGAUACUCGUCCGGAAGAUGAAGCCGUCAUUGAGAGGAGAACUGUGGUGACAGAGAAGCCGCAGUCAAGAUCUAGCAAUAACACCACCACGCCUACUAGCUCGUCAUCACUCUCAGGACCGCGACAGCCACGGCCGAUUAAACGCCGACCCCUACCAGAUGACCCGACCAGCGCUUCCCCAUCACGAGCGAGCCCCGUGGCAUCUGCUCCACCAGCUGCACCUGUCGUUCCUAUCGCACCUGUCGCUCCCGCAGUGGCUGUUCAAGACUAUCCGGCGCCGGUGCCUCAGAACACCCAACCUCCACGACCUAACCCAGAUCAUGUUCGGCCAACGAGCUCUCAUCGGCAAAGUGAUGCUCGGCCAUCCUCGAGGCACGCGGAUAUGCCAAUGUCCCGAGCAUCUCAGUUCAAUCAAUAUGACCGUGGCGCCUCUGGGGUCAUUUAUAAUGAUGUUGUUGAGCAGGAUGAUCUAUACAGUGCUCAGCCACGUCCCUAUCAGGAACCAAACGACGCUUAUUAUGGAGAGCCUCAAAGGCAAAUGCAUCGUCCCGUUGCAGAAAGCUACAGUGAUGCCUAUGACCCUAAUAGCUACCAGGCUCGAGGCGCUCAUGAAGCUGUAGAGAAGUACUCUCAAUAUUCGGAUCAGCAACGCACCUCCCAUCCUGAUGACACGCGUUAUGGUACGGAGCCGAUACCCUACAUACCUGAUAGACACGCUUAUCAGGCACCAUCCGAUGAAUAUGCCAUAAAUGCCCAAAGCGAACCCUCUUUUGAAGCAAGCGACCAUUAUCGGUAUAACAACGCACUCAUUCAGCCGGACCCGCGUCGACAUAGCCCUUUGCGUCAGCUUAUGGCACCUGAAGAUGAUCGGUUUGCAUACGCUGCUAUGCAACCAACUGUGGAAGACGAAAACGACGAGGGCUUGCCUCCACCACCGCCUAUCCAUCGGACGACCGUCAACACGAACAUUCCACAUUCAUCAGGCACUGCCGGUUACAAAGCUUACUCUCCACAAGAAUAUACACCUCCACAACCUGAAGUCCGAGAUUCACAUCGAUCUUCAGUUGUAUCACCUGCCGAACAAGAUCUUGCAGUUUCAAUGUCAAGACCAUCUCAGGCUCCACCUAGAUCUUUUCAUACGGAACUACCGAGCUCAUCAGUUCCUGUCAGUCUUGCUCCUGGCUAUAACACGACAAACGAAACAAUCGACAGUCAACAAGCAUACAGUCCGGACCGCUCUUAUGGUCGCUUUCAAAGCGGUACUCCUUCUCGGGAAGUUACGAAUUAUGUGCCGAACGUACCGCAGCAGAGCUCCGCCAUUCGACCAUUGCGCACUUCUCCGGCACCGAUAAUGGAUAGGGCUAGAUCGAUCAGCCCAAAUCCUCGUCCAUUAUCCUAUAGAAAGUCUGUAAGCCCUCGUCCGCCAUCUAGGGACGAGCGUGACGUGUCUAGCGUGCCAUUUUCUCCCGACUCGUUUGACACCUACAACCCCAGACGUUCACCGUCCGCUACUCGUGAAAGUGGAUCACAGUAUGCGACACCCGAUCGGAACGUCGAGAACAGUCAACCGUCUCAGGCAAACACAGAUGAUGGUCCCAUAAUUGGAGAUGAUGGACGAAUCAUUGAUCCUUCAGAUCAUCUUCCAUCAGAGUCUUGGGCACCCGAGCCAGAGAAGAAGAACAAGAAGCCGGAAGUCAUCGUUCGAUUUAAACAUAACCCCCAACAUUCUUCGUACGCCGCUCGCGCGUCACCCCGUGAACAGCAUCAUUCUGCUCCCGCAACCCCGGAUGCUGUUGUUCGGAGUGGCGUUCGACCUCGCAGUACUUACGUGAUACAACAACCGCGGCAAUCCUAUGAACGUCACCAACGCACCUCGACAACGACCACUUACACACCACCUCGGACGUCCACUAGAGACUAUGACAGACAGGAUCCGUAUGCGCAACCACAACAACAUCACGCGCCUUCCCCGACAACGUAUAGUACCCCACCGCGACGGAGGUCUAUCUCCCCCAAUCCACAGCCACGGUCUUCACCACUUUACUCUUUCGCGGAUAGUGGGCCGCCCAUUCCAGCCAAGGUUCCUAUUGCCGCCCCAGCCUCUAGUUUAUCGCCUACUACUUUCACCCCUUCAUCUACGUUUCCUCCGUCUGCUUCGUCUGCUUCUCUGAUGUCUUCGCACCACAAAACCGAACAUUCCGUACUCCCUCCUGAAGAAGAAGAGUCGAAGAUUGUCGAGAAACCUGUUCCUGUACGCGAGUUUGGCUUCCGGGCCCCUGAUGAGUACCAUCAUAGCCACCAUAAACUUAUGGCGAUGGCUGACUUGGUUACUGAUCCUACGUACUCUCAACAGUCUAAUUGGACUUAUCAGCACAACGAUUCGGCAGGGCGUUCGUACUGGCAGCAGCCUCUUCUCACGCCGGUCACCUCUUCCUCACAUCAAGAGUAUACCCAUCACAAUGACUGCUUCCCAUCUGUAUCCGCUGCGGGUGCCGCGGCUCAUGCCUACGACGGCGUUUGUAACGAAAAUGGGACAGACAUUGACUACACCAGCGCGUCCAACCAUCGUGAUGCAAUGUCAUAUGCUACUGCCACCACAGUCGGUAGUGGCAUAAGCAGAACUGCUGGGAAUGCAAUCAAGGCUGAUUCAGAAGACGGGAAGAAGUCUGAAUCCUCCAAAUAUGUUCCUUUCUGUCAAUACACCGACCCAGAGAACGGCAUCACGGGCCCGUGCACCGAGAAUCCUAAUCCCGAGGACAUCAACGCUCGCAAGAUCGUUUCACACAUCUUCGGCCGCAACAAGAAACCCACUCAGAACAUUCCCGAGCGUCUAUGGAUCUGGUACUGCCGCAAGCACUACCAGCGUAGCAAAUACACCUGCUCCAACCAGUGGCCCCAGAAGCAGGUCGAUCUUGUGCGUCAGGCACUGAAUAACUUUCAACAAUGGGGUGAAAUUUCGUUCUGGAACGUCGUGCUACGCAAGCGUGAGCAGGAUCGUCAGGACCGUACUCGUCGUAGUGCUGGUUCCAUGGAAUAUCCUACUGGCGAUCCCCAUUACUUUGCUGCAUCAUCUCGUCGUCCAGCCGGCAAAGUUGCUCGAUCUCAGAAGGCGCGUAUCACUGCUGCCGCAGCGGCAGGCCAUCUUCCAGAAGCAUUGACCCUCGAGUCUAUGGCCGCACGAACCGCACAUCCAGGCCUCACUCCCACAGGCCGUCGCAAAGCCUCUCCAAAGAACGUUCCUUGCCCCGUGCCAGAAUUUGUCUAUCCCUAUCUCGGCGAGUAUCGUACCUUCGACCAGGUGCGCGAGCUGAUCGACCAGAUCGAGAACUACAUCCAGGGUAAAGACAAGACUUCCGAACAGGUGGCUCGCGAGAUUGAAGAGGAGGAACUCCAUGGUCGAGCCCCAGAGGUGCGACGCUUUCCUGAUAUUGAGAUCUUGCCUGUCUUCUCGAGCCGCUAUCAGUGUAAGGUGGACAAGAAGGAUGAAGACAGCAAGCGGGUGAAGAAGUCCAACAUGCGCGCGGGGAACGUCGGUCUUGGCCAGUCUUCGUCCAAGACUGCAAAUAUCUACGAGAAUGCUGCCAAUGCUGACGUCUAUCGUGACGCUAGUCGUGGCUAUCAUUACCAAGCUGCUCCCAUUCCUUCGAACCACGUCCAGCAGUACCAUCCACAACAACAUCAUCAUCAUCAUUCAUACCAGCUUCCGCCUCCAACUCAGUUGGCUACCGUCAAUCCUGCGUUCCAUCUUCCGCCUCCAGUGCCACAGCACGCAACUACUCAUUCGACUUUGCCGUUCUCUACUCCCUACCGUGAAUUCUCGUCCUACAAUCCUUCGCAGCAGCAUGAUGGUCGCACUGCCCAUGCUCAGCUACAUACUGAUUUACAGCACCACCAACAACACGAAGGCCGUCCUGUUGGUCUUCCACUUCCAUCUUUCCACUCGCAGUUCCCUCUUCCUGACUUCUAA